Messenger RNA from Hydra vulgaris (swiftwater hydra), 3889 nucleotides. RefSeq names its product formin-F-like. Lineage: Eukaryota; Metazoa; Cnidaria; Hydrozoa; Anthoathecata; Hydridae. The record is from RefSeq and is a predicted model, not a curated record.
AAGUCAUCAUUUUUUCUUCAUCAACCAAUAGAAUCUUCAAAUGUAUCCAAUUUCAGGGAUUUUUUGAAACCUGAUGACGAAAAACGAAUUGAAAUAAUGAACUUGGUAAAAGAAGGUUAAAUCUGAAAAAAAUCAAACGGUCUUAUCUCAGAGCAACGCGGAAAAGCAUUUAAUCAGGAAGUUCGAUCUUUUUUCCUUGAGAAUGUUGCAUGUAAUUAUUUUACAUAACAGUCAUGUUUACCAUUAGAAGAAGCUUUACGCAGAGCUCAAGAAAUGGGAGUCGCUUUAAACAACCAGAACUUUUCUGCAAAGUCUAAUGAAGUAUAUAACUUUAGUAUCUAUAAAUACAAUAACAGCAACAAUAAAUGCUCUAAAUAUAUUUUACAACUUAAUUUCCAAGAAAACAUUUUGUGUUUAAUAAAACGAGGUGUACGGCAGCGCAGUUACCAACUUGAUUCCAUAAAAAAUAUUGAUACAUCCGAUGAUUCAACGCGAAUAAUUGUUCAGUUCGAGAAUGGUUCAUAUAUAGAAAUAGAGUCUAAGUCAUUAGAAGAAAAAAAUCAGUUAUCCCAUUUACUUUUUUCCAUUCUAAAUCAAGACCACCAUUACUUGCCGAUUUUAAACAGUAUAGUUGCAAAGCGUGAGAGGAUUAUUUUAGAAGGAAUUCUUGAAAAAAAAGGACGUAAUGCUGCAUUUUUAAAAUGGACAAAGCGGUAUGUUAAGGUUUUACCAGGUGAAAUAAUGUAUUUUAAAGUAGGUGAUCAAGAAAAUGAAAGCACUGCUUUAAACAUUAUCUCUUUGACAGUUGGGGAUGUUGUUUUGAAAAGAAACUUUGAUAGUGGGUUUACUUUGCUGGUAAAAGAAAAAGAAUACACAUUUCGAACUAUACCUUUCAAAAACAAUAACGUUGAACUAGAGCGUGACAGUUGGUUAAUGGCCAUUGAGCAUGCGUUAAAUACAGAUUCAAACAAAAAAGAAGAAGAUUUUAUAGAUGGGAUUGAUCAAAAGCAACUCUAUAUUAAUGCAGUUAAUUCAAUAACACUUCAACUAAAGCAAUUCGAAAGCGUUUUAUACUCUAUAGCGCCUUUUCAAGCAUUUGACCAUUUGAAAAAGAUUCAGGACACUGUUUUUUUAUUUAGUGAGCAAAUUAAAUCAAAGCUGUUUUCGAAUCUUGGCAUCUAUAAAGAGUCGAAUAACCAAAUUGAAAAAACCCGUAACAGUUUUCUAAAGAUGAAAAACAUGGGUAAACCUUUGAAUAACCUUGAAUUACCGUCAACGUUACCAACAACUGACCCAUCGUAUGACGAAACUUUAUCUGCAGUGUUAUCACCUUCCAAAGAUCCAAGUUGCAAUAUUCCAACUACUCCACCAUCAAAUUUGAUGCCAAUUUUAGAGCCUAACAAUGAUAAAAACUUGAACAUACCGGUUGCUCCACCAUUCAUAUCAAAUUCUUUAACAAACGCACCAAAUGCAACAAAUUUAAGCAAUCUACUUGUUACACCUUUCACAGUUCCAGCCGCACCUUUGUUUGGGUUAAGUCCAAAAUUACCUGUCAAAUCUAAUGAAGCGCCUACAUGUAAAAUAAAACCAUUAUUUUGGAACAAAUUGCCAGAUUCGCAAAUAAUGAAUUCUUUUUGGAUAAAUUCUCAAAACAAAACACAUUUACUAAAUGUAAAGAAAUUGGAAAACUUGUUUCAUCAGGUUGGUCAAGAAAGUUCAAAAAAAGAGCCAAGUAAAUUGUCAGAUCUAGAUUGCAAAAAUAGUCAAAACGUGGCUUUACUUGACCAACGAAAAGCUCAAAAUUUAGGUAUAUUUUUAAGCGGUUUUAAGAUAAACGAAACAAAUAUUGAAGAAAAACUAAUGAUGCAUAACACAAGCGAAGGGUUAACAAACGAAGAAAUAGUUGCAUUAAAAAGAUUUCAUCCAACUGUGGAUGAAAUUGAAAUGUAUAAAAAGUAUCAGGGUGAUAGCAAAAAGUUAACGGACAUUGAUAAGUUUAUGAUAAAGUUGUGCAAUAUUCCAAAUCUAGCAAAACGAUUGGAUCUUUUAUUGACAAUGUGUGACUUACCUGACGAAAUAAAAAGUAUCAAAAUACCUUUAAAACAUCUUACGAAUGCGUGUUUAUGUCUUCUUGAAAACAACCAAUUCACACAGUUACUUGAAUAUAUUUUAGUACUUGGGAAUUACAUGAACGGCGGUACACCUCGUGGAGCUGCCUAUGGGUUUAAGUUGUCUGUUCUUACUAAACUUGUAGAUAUUAAAAGUUAUGAUAAAAAACAUACAUUAUUAGAUUUUAUUGUUGAGGAACUAUGGAAUAUUGACAAAGAUGCCAUUUAUUGCUACAAAGGUAUGCAGACAUUAACAACUCCAAUAGAUUUCUCUUUAAAAAAUUUGAUGACAGAGUUUCAAAUUAUGCAAAAAGAACUGCUAUCUCUUAAAGAAAAAUCUAAAGGUAUAGAAGCAGAUCUUGGAGAAAAAUUAUGCAAAAACAUCAAUGAGUUUUAUGUGAGUUAUUCUGCAAAGCUUUCAAAAAUAGAAGUCAUAUUUAAAAACGUACAAAAUCUUUAUAUUUUGUUAAUAAAUAAAUUUGGAGAGUCUUCUUCACUUGAUGUUGAAAGUUGGUUAAGUGAGACUGGAUGCUUUAUAAAACAUUUGCAAAUUGCUGUUGAAAAUGUUGAAAGAAAGUAUAAGGAAAAUAACUUGCAUUCCUUGAUAAAGCACUCAACCAGCUUAUUAAAUGAAACAAAACCGUUUAACACUUCAUUAAAUGGAGAACAAUCAAAAAGAGUUGACCAGAGUGGAAAUACUCAAACUGAUCUUAAUAAUACGGUAAAUCAAAACAAAGGCACAAAUAUUUACGAGCAACAUUCAUUAAAACAAUAUUCUAAAGAAAUUGAACAAUCUAACGAAAAAUUUGUUUUAUCUGGGUUUUUAGAAAAGCUCAGUGGAGGUAAGAAACGAACUGCAAAAUGGGAUUUGAGAUAUUUUGAAUUAACAGAAAACGGGUAUUUACAAUACUUUAAAAAAAAAGGAGGAACUAUAACAGGCAACAUUUAUUUAAAAGGUUGUCCAAUAUCUCUCGAUCCAAAAGAUAACUGCAUAAUUAAUAUUUUACAGAAUGACCGCGAGUGGAAACUUAGAGGUGACAAAGAUGUUGUUAUAUCUAAAUGGCUUAAAUUGCUUUUACAUCAUGCCAAAAAAAAAUGAGAUUUAAAUGAAAACAGUAUACAAAAGUUAAAGAGACAACUAAUAGUCGAAAUCACAUUACUAAUACAAAAAUAAAAAAUAAAAACUUUAUAUUAAAAAUUGAAUAAAACUAGUUUUUAUAACCUUGAUACUUUUUGACCAAAAACCGGUUGAUCUUUUGACCAUUUACCGGUUGAUAAACUCACGCAUUUAUUAUAGUUUGAUCCAAAUUUUUAAAAUAGUUUUUAUUCUUCAUAUGUUUUUGUUGAUUUUCAUUCUAAACCCAUUUGAAAGCUUAGUUAAAAAAUAACAUUUAGAAUAUUUACAAGUAAAAAAUAAAUAAAAUUUGAAUUCUAUUUCAAGUUUAUUGUAACUUAUAGAAUUGGUGUUUUAUUGUACAUUUUAUUUCUGCUACUGCAUAAAACAUCUUUAGCAACUUUUUGUGUGAGACUGCCUAUUUUUACAGCUACCUUAUAAUAAUUAUUUUUUGGCUUAAAAUAAUUGUUUUGCAUAAUUUGUUGUGGCAUAUUCAUUAAGGUGAUUAUUUUAAGUGAUUAUUUUUAUACCAGAAUGUGACUGUCCAAGUGCAUGCAUUCUAUAUACUUUUCUACAAUUAAUGUCGUAUCCUCUGUUAUAUUCUUUUGAUGUUUAAAAUUCAUUUUAUUAUUUGUAAUUACCGUACUUGAUAAGCAACUUUGAUGCA